CCUUUACCACCGCUCUCCCAGCCUCUGUAGUCUUGUACGCGUCCCAUCUGUGCCCCCUGUUCAUACGAGAAUCUACGCAGCCAAAAACACCCUACUAACCAUGUCCGACACCCCCACCACCCCGACCGUCCGCAUCUCGCAGAAGAGGAAGAAAACGAAGUCCACGAAGAAAACUCCUGAGCACGACGAUGUUACCUUACCCGACUCCACCUCCGCCGCGCUUACUGAGAAGGCCCCGACGGAGGCGGAUGUGAAGGAGGGCUCGGUCGCGCCCGAGCUGGUCGCGCAGCCUGAGGCACCGCAGGCUCAGACACCGGUGGAGGAUCCGGCACUGAAAGUGACACCCAUCGUCGACAUGCUCAAUAAGCGAUUGAAGCAGAUACAAAAGAAGAUGGCACGAAUCGAACAGUACUCGUCUUUGCCACCGGACAAGCUCAACGACGAUCAGAGGCGAUUAUUGACGACCCUGCCAAGUCUGGAGGCGACGCGGAAAGAGUUGGAGGACGUGAAGAAGGUCAUCAUUACGCACGAGGCGGAGGUUGCUCAAGAGUUGGCAGUCAAACAGGCUGAGGCUGCCAGAGCUGAGAGGGAACGUCUGGCUGAGGUGGUUGCGGCUGCUGAGGACACGUACCAGCGAAAGACUGCCGACCUCAUCCACUUCCUGCGCCUGAGAGACCUCCUGUCUCAAGGACACCCAGCCGUUACCAAUCUUGGCAUCGAACAGUCUGAGGGCAUGGCAAUCUACCAUGUCACAGACAGGCUCUUCAGCGACGAGAGUGAGGGCCGCUUGGAGAUCAUCAGCAACUUCGUGACCGCAGAAGGCGAAGUGCACGGAGUUCCUUACUCACGCCUGGUCGAGAUCACCCAACUCUUCUUGAACCCUCCUGCACACGAGGAGCUACCAGUCGAAGAGCCUCAGGAAGUUGAACCGGAGGUUCCGGAGCCUGUGGAGGUUCCCGUUAGCGGACUAUCCUCUGUCAUUGGUGCAGCGCCUACUGGUGGCUUCCACUUCAUGCAAGAAGACGAGCUGGAACAGGCCGUUGAACCUGAGCCCGUGCAGGAGGAAGUUGUCGAACAACCUGCGCAAGUGGAGGUCGUCGAGGCUGUGGUCGAGGCAGAGGUUAACGGUCACGCUGUUGUGGAGGAGUCGAUUACCGUCACCACAACAACAGAGGUUCCUGAAAUCCCUACCACGAAUGGAGUGAUUAACUGGGCGGACGAAGACGAGCAGGGCCUCCCGUCCAUCGGUAGCCUGCAUGCGCAGUUCGGUACCUCCAGAGAUAUGACACCCGCCUCUGAAGCUCCUGCAGAGCGUAGCGCACCGCCAUCACCAAUGCCAAAUGGUGUGCAGACGAACGGACAUGUUCCUCAUCCAGAUGACGAUGGCUUCAGGCCCAUGCCCCCAAGGGGCCGUAGCCGUGGUGGCCGUGGCUUCAGAGGUGACCGCGGUGGCUUCCGAGGUGACCGUGGUGGCUUCCGAGGAGGCCGUGGUGGCGAACGUGGUGGUUUCCGCGGAGGAUACCGUGGCGGCGACCGUGGUGGUGACCGUGGCGGUGACCGUGGUGGUUUCCGUGGCAAGCCGCACGGAGAAUGGCGAGGAGGUUCUGACGGCGAAUUCCGUGGGCGCGGACGCGGACGAGGCCGUGGUUUCCACGACGCGCGCGGUGGCUCCCCUGCUCCCGCAACUCCUGCAUGAACAUGAAGAUACCAGCUGUUGUACACAAAAUGAAUCUGGCACCUGUUGUAUCUGCCUACCUGUCUGUGCUGACCACGAGGCGACUGCUCUGCUCUUGUGCUUGUCUUGAUCCGCUGCUCUGCUCAGUCUCUCCGUCAUCUGUACAUAUCUCUGCUGCAGUCUCUGCCUCUCUGCAAUGCAAUUUCUUUUCCCUCCGUC
Messenger RNA from Fomitopsis serialis, 1894 nucleotides. RefSeq lists its product as uncharacterized. The record is from RefSeq and is a predicted model, not a curated record. Lineage: Eukaryota; Fungi; Basidiomycota; Agaricomycetes; Polyporales; Fomitopsidaceae. The transcript is spliced from 9 exons. Bases 101 to 1696 code for a protein of 531 amino acids.